Molecule: messenger RNA, 1330 nt
Organism: Anguilla anguilla (European eel)
Lineage: Eukaryota; Metazoa; Chordata; Actinopteri; Anguilliformes; Anguillidae
Gene: calml4b
Product: calmodulin-like 4b
Exons: 5
Coding region: 157-618 (153 amino acids)
Cellular component (GO): myosin II complex
Molecular function (GO): calcium ion binding
Source: RefSeq, a predicted model, not a curated record
UAUGUUGGUUCCCACAGCAACAGCAUAUCAAUUACCUCUAUUCGGUCGUGGACUUUAGAACUGAAAGGGCGAGCGGAGAUAAGAAAAGCGGAAGAGGGAGUGAUUACUGAGCGGUUCAAGGAGUGUGAACCAGAAAGACGCGUAACCGCAGAAGAAAUGGCGAAAUUCCUGUCACAAGAUCAAAUAAAUGAGUUCAAAGAGUGCUUCUCUCUGUACGACAAAAAGCGGAAGGGGAAGAUUGAGGCGAAGGAUCUGAUCACUGUGAUGCGCUGUCUGGGCACGAGCCCCACUUUCAGCGAAGUGGACCGACACCUGCAGGUCCACAAGAUAGAUAAGAAUGGCGAGCUGGACUUCUCCACCUUCCUGACCAUGAUGCACCGGCAGAUUCAGCAGGAGGACCCCAAGGCAGAAAUCUUGGAGGCCAUGCGUAUGACGGACAAGCAGAAGAAGGGCUACAUCCUGGCCUCGGAGCUCCGGGCCAAACUCACCGGCCUGGGCGAGAAGCUCACAGAUAAGGAAGUGGACGAGCUGUUCAGAGAGGCGAACGUGGGCCCGGACGGACGAGUGCACUACGAAGACUUCACCAGGAUGGUGACCCUGCCCCCUGUGGAUUACUGAGCAGGAGGGGAAGAAGGAAAUGGAACACAGGAAGAGGGUGCUUCUCUGCACAGGAACACAGAGUAUACCCAAUUCACAUCUACUCAAUUAUUCACAUCCCCUGUCUCUGUAGGCCCUUUCCCUUUGUCACUCACAAGUACUGUUAUCCACCCCUGAGCAGAUCGAGGAGGCGCAGGCCUGAUUGCUUUAGGGUGCCCUGACCCAAAAGGCUGGAUCAAGAUUACGGUUUCACUUGACUUUGACUAGAAGUUAAAUACUUUAUUCAGGCAUGUUGGUAGAAUAAAUCCUAAGAUGUUUUACAAAGCUUUCUACGUAUAGAUUUUUAAAUAUGUUUGUAUUUGCCUGCCGUAGUAAAAAAAAAAGCCUGGACUUAAAAUGGGAAAUCACUGUCAGACUGCUCUCUUUCCAUGACUCAGAGGUUUUUGUUAUGAACAUCGGGCUGUUUCUUAGUGAGAUGCUGUUCCAUAGCGAUGCAAAUUUAAACCAUUCUCACUGAAAUACAGGGCAGGCACUGAUAAGGUUGUGCCUUUUUCAUAAACCUAAGAUUUAUGCAUAAACAAAUGGAGAAAAUCAUUUAGAAUACUCAUAUAAUUGAAAUACCUUUUAUAAUAAUAUAAAUUUCAAUUACAAGAUUACAUUUGAUGCAUUGGAUGUGCAAUAAUACUAUUUUCCACCCUAAAGGAUAAACAUUUGUUAAUGUUUACAAGUCAAU